Penicillium odoratum is the source of this 1746-nucleotide messenger RNA. RefSeq lists its product as uncharacterized. Gene Ontology annotation, cellular component: nuclear chromosome. The record is from RefSeq and is a predicted model, not a curated record. Gene Ontology annotation, molecular function: DNA-binding transcription factor activity; DNA binding. The transcript is spliced from 5 exons. Gene Ontology annotation, biological process: meiotic cell cycle; positive regulation of transcription by RNA polymerase II. Bases 1 to 1746 code for a protein of 581 amino acids. NCBI's taxonomy places the organism in Eukaryota, Fungi, Ascomycota, Eurotiomycetes, Eurotiales, Aspergillaceae.
AUGAAUCCUUCUCUCCUACCUGAAUCCUUUCCCAUGGACUGCCCCGUUACUACUGAGCGUGACUACAUCAGCUCCCAUGUGACAGGGUUCUCAGACGAGGACGACAAUCAACGAGUCGGAGGGCUCGCCUCCAUGCCUGUCACCAACGGCGUGCGGUACCACACACAGCAGCCUGCGAUGCAGGACUUACAUUACCCUAGCUCUUCGGCUCUUGCUAUGACCCCUCCAGAUUCUGUUUCCGAUUCCUUUUCUCCGACAUCUGGUCCCAUUUUCCCAUACCUGCCUCAACAGCAGCAUUCAUUUAAUCGCAUGAACGAAUUUCCACGAGGACUAGCUCUUCAGCCUCCAAUUGGCAUGUCUACUACUAUGCAGGCCCCGUCACACGCCGUUAGCUCCAUUCCAACCCUAAUGGGACGAAACAACACCUACUCAUCUUCCUAUGCCUUGCACCGUGGUAUAGGAAUAUCCCUAUCAGGAGUUAAUGAUGUUUCUCGCUCCCACCAAUAUUCAGGCGCUCCCCGAACCCUAGAUGGUCUAGAUCGCCCCCAGACCAUGUUCCAGCAGCCGAUGGUAGAAUUGUCACCACGAUCCCAACCACAAUUUGAAGCACCGCCAUUCAACGAGACCAACAUUCUCGAGUCCAUCGUCGCAGACUUUGGAAGCGCCCAACAGGUUGUCAAACCUGACAUUCAAGCGAAAAUCGGACGGGGCUUCUUCGCAUCCGAUGGCAAAUGGACAUGUUACCGCCGUAACUAUUUCGCUGUAACCUGCAGCUUCAGUCUCCACCCAUGGACUUCCACAGUACCUCUCUACAUCAGACACGAAGGUGGAGCCCUAACUCCAAUCCGCGGAUUCCAAAUGUCCAUCUCCGCCAUCGUGAACGAACAAUACAAAGAAACCCGCGAACUGGUCCAGCACACUCCGAAACGAGACAAGCAAUCCGAGCGAAAGCCAGGCCCAGUAUCCCUCCAGCCCGCCCCUCCCCCAUCCCUAGCCACAGGCUCAACAGGAAACGGCCACUCAAACUUCCCCCUUAACUCCCAGUCCCUAGACUACAACUCCUCUUUCUCAGGCGGUCCCCAACCCUGCUCCCCACCAACCUCCCACAUGUUCGAGCGCAUCCAAUUCCAAAAAGCAACCGCCAACAACGGAAAACGUCGCGCCCAACAACAAUACUACAACCUCGUCGUAGAACUCCGCGCCGAAAUAACUGACCCAGUCACCGGCGAAUCAGAACAAAUCCUGAUCGCCCGCCGCCACUCCCACCGAAUGGUCGUCCGAGGCCGCUCACCUGGCCACUACAAAGACGGCCGCCGAGACAGUGCAGCCAGCAUGGGCCCGGACGGAAGCAGCGGCGAUGGCAAUAGCGGCUUACCUCAUGGAAUGGGGCAAUCGACACGUUCGCACCUGAUGAUGUACGACACCGCUCCUGCUCACCGGGGCGCACUUCCCUAUGGAAGAACAGAUUAUCGUCAGAUGCCGACGGCGGAGCAUUCGCAUUCGCCACUGAGUGAUAGUCCGCUUGUUUCUUCUUCUUCUUCGUCGGGUUUUGAUUAUUCUAUGAUUAAUGAUACGAUGGAUCCGAUGGAUACGCUGAAAACUUCGCCAACGCUUGAUUAUCAGGAUCCUUUUACUGGGAUUCCGCAUCACCAUCGUCCUAGUACUGGUGGUUAUGAUCCCGUUUAUUCGACAUCGAAUUAUGGACGUUACGACCCGAUCCAGAAUCCACAUAGCUUGUGCACUUAG